This is a messenger RNA of Physella acuta, 4795 nucleotides long. Its product is annotated as cyclin-T1. The record is from RefSeq and is a predicted model, not a curated record. NCBI's taxonomy places the organism in Eukaryota, Metazoa, Mollusca, Gastropoda, Physidae. Gene Ontology annotation, biological process: regulation of transcription by RNA polymerase II. Gene Ontology annotation, molecular function: cyclin-dependent protein serine/threonine kinase regulator activity.
CCGCCAUUUUAAAAGUGAAUGUUACAUUCUAUGUACUGGAUACAAAUGUCACGUUUUUUAAAAAUCUAUUAACCCCAAGAAACUUGUUACGCUUGCUAAAUACAAGCAAAAUGUACUUGACAUAGCAAUUAAUCACACAAAUGAAUCUCUCUGAUUCAUUUGUAAACGUUGCUUUAUUUCAUAUUUCUGUCUGUCCUGGAACAUGACAAAGACCAUGCUCUUCCAAUUUUUUUUUUUUUGAUAUCACAUCCACGCUGUUUUGUUCCGCGAGGUCCUUAGGCCUUAGUUGGUCUCACGUUGAUGUACUCAUCCCAGAUAUUAAUCACCAUGAGAUGUUUUUAGUCAUAAAUCGAUUAUUGUCGGUAGACUAAAGUCUUGCGGAUUCAACAGAACAUGGAAGACCUUAGCUGCAAUUUUAAGUGGCUAUUUGAUGAGGAGAAGUUGAGAAAUACUCCUAGUGUGGUGGAGAAUGGCAUCACCACAGAGCAAGAGUUGACAUUCCGACAGAAACAAGCAAUGCUAAUACAAACAAUUGGAUUAAAGUCAGGAUUGACCCAGCUUGCUGUGAACACUAGUGUAAUCUUCAUGCACAGAUUUUACAUGUUUCGCUCCGUCAAAUCAUUUCCCAGAGUGCAUCUGGCCUUGGGGCUUGCUUUUGCUGGUGGUAAAGUGGAAGAAAGUGCUCGUAAGUUGGAACAUCUCAUCAGAACAGCUGUGGACAUCAUCAGGACGAACAAGAACAGGGAGUUUUUGGAUAAAACAGAUCCUUUUACUUAUGAAAUGGACUCUCAGUACAGAGUAAAAAUGGAUGUUUUGUGUCAGAAUAACUGCAACAUUGAGUCACCUGCUUACCAGGAAAUGAGGAAGCUUGUCCUCGAGUGUGAAACAGAGAUCUAUGCUGUCAUUGGUUUCCAGCUUCAGAUUGUACAUCCACAUAAUUAUGUAAUUCGAAUGUGUGCUCUUUUGGGUGAUGGGUAUCUUUCCAUUUCAGCUGAGAAUAUCAAGGAUAUAUCUCAAUAUGCAUAUAAUCUUGCUACUGCUAGUUCACAACUUACAAUGUUAUGCUUGAAGUAUACACCUGAGACAAUAGCCACCAUGUGUCUAAACAUUGCAUCUAAAGCCCAUUCAGUCAAGUUUGUAUCCAUGAAAGACCCAAAUGUCAAGUGGUAUCAAGUUUUGCAUUCCCAGACCGAUAUAGCAGAAAUUGAAGCUGUGUCAGAAGAGUUUCUCCAGUGUAUCAAAGGUUGCCCACUCCUGCCAUCCUGGAUGACAAAUCUUGGAAGGAUGUCAAGAGUAGCAAAUAAUAGAGCUAUGCCUGGACCAGCUCGAGGACCUGGUGUAGCAUCUGCAUCAACUUCACAAGGAGCUCGUCCAUCACAUGCUCAACCUAUCACAUCCUCUGCUGCUACUGCCAGUAUACCACAGCCUCCUGUGGCAACAGCAUUACCCCCAUCCAACCACUCAGUCAAACAAGUUGUUGAGAGUCAGCAGCUAGCAAACAGUGCACCUGCUCAGGAUGUUGUCAACAGCCCUAAUGGGAAACCACCAAUCACAGACUUUACAAAUGGGGCUGCCCCAGCAGACAAUCAUUCUAAAGAUCCAUUACAUAUAUCCCAUUCCAGAACCGCAGCACCUUCCAGUAGUGUACCAAUGCGACCACCUCAAACUGCUGCGUCCUCAAAUGCCCACAAUCAGCAGCAGCAGCAUAAUCGUCCACACCAACCUGGCAGUGCACGAACCAACAACACAACACCAGGGAGCAAUAAACCCCAGUCAAGACACCCACUGCUACCUGGCACCACCACCCACCCACCUGCAGGGGGCAGACCACAUUCUGGCUCAGCUAGUCAUGUACCCUCAUCACGCCCUGGCCAUGACUCAAGGCAUUCUGUUGACUUGAAUAGAUCUCAUGAUCCAAACCGUCUCAGCCAUGACCCAUCUCGCCCACGAGACCCAUCACGGCCUCAUGAUCAGGCUCGACCCGUGGAUCCAACUCGACAUUCUCAGCCUCGUUCAGAUCGUAGAUCAGACAUGGACCAAAAGAGGUCUAAAGCUCAACCCACAAGAGAAGAAGCUAUGGCUUACAGGCAGCAAGUAUUAAGAAACGCAGCUGAGUAUACGCCAGCUGUUGAUCUGAAUGAAUCAUCAGCACACACCCCUCCUCCCCAAACCCCCAGCCCCCCAGUGAAACCCCCAAGCCCACUUGAUCCCCCUGACCUAGCAGUCUCAGGUGACCCUGUCAGCUAUCCCGUCAGUGUGGCUUCUCCUGAGAGUGUUAAGGUGGUGGAUGAAACACCAUCUAUUCCACAUGUAGGUUCAAAGUUGUCUUUAUCCAUGUACAGAGAAAGGGCCAGAUCUCGAGCUCCAGUUGAAGAUGGAAUCACAGACUCUGUUCUGUCUGAAAAUAGUGUGUUUGAUCCCCAUACAGAUUCUGCCACCAACUCCCCAGCUGACAAAAGUUUUAAAACCAGCACGUCACAUUCAGACUUUACACACCCACAGACAGACAGUCCCAACACACCACGCUUAAAGAUUAAAGUCAAGCUGGACCCCUCUGGUGACAGGCAUUAUGUGAAAAAACCUGAGGCUGGUCUGAAACUGAAGAUCAAACCUAUUAAAUCUGACUCAGCUUUAGACGAUGUAGGACCUAGUGGUUCAAAGUCAUCUAGAUCCAGUACUCCUUUUGAGGAGGGGGAAAUAGUUGAUGAUGCCUCACCAGCUCCUUCUAUUGGCUCAGAGCGCAAAUCAGAAGGCCUUAAACUUCGCUUGUCCGUACCCAAAUCAGGGGACAGCACUGGGAACUACAGUCGUCGUGACAGUGAUCACAGUUCAAAUGGACACAACGGAGAUCGAGAAUCCCACCGCUCACACCAUCACGGGCAUCACCACCGCAGUCACCAGCACAAGAGCAAGAAGCACUCAUCAAAACACGACCGCUCUCGCCACGAAAGCAAGUCCAGCAAACGCUCAGCCUCUGCCUUGGACUACUAUGAGGAGCGGUCCUCCAAGUCUCAAAGAAUGGAGUCCUAUAGCUCAGGUUCCCAGGACAACUACCGCAGUAGUCACCACUCAGACAACAGUUCUUCUCAUGUGUUGCAGCACCAGAACAGUGGUUUCAGCAUCAAUGACGCUUUUUCUUCUACCAUGCCCAACAACAUAUUUGAUGACGAUGACGACGAUGGCACUCACGGUCACCCACCUAUCACGCCGACAAUUGACCCCUCACAGACCCGGACGGAGAAGUUCCGACAAAUGCUUUCUCAACAUAGUGCUGUAUUUGAAUCAAAGAAACCUCCUCUGCCAAAAGGCCAGCCACCUUCAUCGCCCCCUCCUCCCCCUACUCCACCUAUACUGUGAAAAAAAUCCUAGAUUUAAUUCAUUCACCUUUCUUCUGGAUCAUAAACAUUUCAUUAGAUGAAACUGCAGGAUAAAUUGUUGUUCUGCAGUUUAAAUCUUAUCAUGCAUAGCAAACUGCUUUUCUGUUUUUAACAAGAGAAUAUCUUUGCAAUAUGGAUGUAAAUCUUGAUUUCUCAUCUUUUGGUGCUAAUUACAGUUGUCACCAUUCCAUGUUACUUUAAAAAAUAAUUAUUGCUGUGUAUAUACAGACUUGGUUUUGCCCAGGAGAUUGUCCAAUCAUUUACUAACAUUGAAGUAAAUAAUCACUUCAACAUUGACUUUAGUUGUGUAGAUUUAUUUAAAAUCAUACUAUCAGUUAUGAACACAUUUGGGUUCUUGAUGAUCAUUUUGUAGAUAAUGUAACCACUAAUUCAGAUUUGAUAAAGAGAACAAAUUAAUCUUUGAUAUUUUUUCCUAUUCAACUUUGUGUACUUUUUUUUGUAAUUUUAUUACUGUGUACAAUUGUUGUGAUCAUUUUAUGAAAUGCAUGUUUAUAAACAAAAAACUACAACUGAAGACUUAUCUUUGUAAAAAAAAUAUGUUUUUACUUUAUUUUUAAAGUAUUAAAAAUAAGUUGCUUUUUUCCCUUGUUAAAAAAAUUCAUUACAUAUCCAUAAUUUGAAGUGAAUUGUAUUUUUUGUAAGAUGCAUCAUGAAAUAUUGUAUGACACUAGCCCUGUCUUUCAUCAGUUGUCAUUGCAUUUGUUCUGUGAAUGGGUUCCAUUAACAGGUGUUAUUUUAUUAUUCCCUAGCUUCAAAUAUUUGCUUAGCCUACUACAAUCAUCUGUCCAGUUAGCAUGGUUUGGCCAUGCAAUUAUCUGUUUGUGUGUGAUACUGUGGCGGUACUCCUAGGAAUAACUGCUUUAAAAAAAGCUCAAGAAAUAACUAUUUAAACUUGUUUUAUUGUUUGGUUGAGUGUAGCUCUGAGAUAACUGUCACAAGUGCCUGGAAGAUAGUCCUAUGUUCUGUGCCUAGUAGACAACUUAAUCCAUGUGAAAUGUUUUUUUACUGUUUCAAGAACAUUUUAUUUUUUAGGUUACUUGGUCUUUUAUGCCCUGGUCAAGGUAAAAGAAACAAUAAAUGCCAGAAAUGUUUUAUUGAUUUCAUUAAGUUCCUUUUUUUUAACUAGAGAUUUUCUCAAUUAAAUUAAAAAUUGCUGACCAGUUAAUGUCAUGACCUAAACCCACUAAAAGUUUCAACUCAUCCAGAGAGAAGUGUACCUUAGUUUAUCUUAAAUGUUGAGCACCAAGAUAUUGUGAAUUUUUGUGUUUGAAUGUCUCAUUUUUUAAAGUUAAAAAUAAAUUCAUGUCUUGCUAUUGUCAGAUACCUUAUUAUAUUAAUUAGGUCUAUUUUUACAUAAUAAACCUCCGUGUUUAAAAAAUAAAAGUUUGUUAAAUAUA